UCUUGGGAGUUAAAGGGUUAAUGAGCCCACGUUUGGUAAAUGAUUUUGAUUGUGCCUUAAACUGCUAUACUUUAAUAACAUGACAAAACAUUAAAUGAAUAAACAAUUGCAUCCCUACUUUAUCAAGAAAAAGUAAUGUAUUUAUUGAAUGGCUUCGAGGCCUUUGAUUACCUUGGAUACGCCUGAGUAAUCUUAAUUGACAUGCUAUAACUUAAGCUCAUGCCUAGCGUGCCUGGUGAAAUUAGUUUAGCAGCUAUAUCACAAUUUCUUUUUUGGAGUGGGUCAAUCGAAACGGAAGGCUACCCAAGAUGACACCUUAUACUUUCACGCGCCUUCUUUGCUUACUGGUGUUCGUGCAGUGGUUGUUUUUAGUGGAAGGGUCUCACUUCAGGCAUGCCGUCAUGAGCUUUGUUCCGACUGAUGCUGAUAACAACACGGUACGGUUUACCUUCCGUCUGGCUCUUCGAAGGUCAUUUAGGUCAUAUUACUGUGAUGAGAACACAAUUAACGUAGGAGGAAUUAUUGGAUCUGGAGGUUCUUGGAAAGCUAAGUGCAGCGAUCCUUUCAGUGCAGUGUGUUCACUGAACUAUUAUAUAGCGGACACUCGCUUUCGUUGUACUGACUUUAGUCGCAAUGAAGACUGGUCAAUGGGGGAAAAUAACUUCACCUACGCUUUUCCGUCUGGAAAUCUGGAGUGGGAUGUGAGAUACCAAAGUUGCUGUUGGAUUUCCAAUCUUGUGCGAUAUGCUAAUUCACAAUGGUCGGUAUCUACCAAAAUAAGUCUCUAUAGACGAUCUGAUAGCGGCAAAAUCAACUCAUCCCCAGUCUCUAAGAGCCCAGCUAUUGUACGGUUUCAACAGGGCUGUCAGAGGUCACUUAUAAUUCCAGUUGAAGAUCCAGAUGGCGAUUUUGUGAAAUGUCGUUGGGCAACUAGCGCCGAGUCUUCCAUACCAAGUGAUAGUUUUCCUUACGGUGAACUUGAUGAGAAAAACUGCAUUCUAACUUACAGAGGUGGACUUGGAGCAUCGGGCACAUAUGUAGUAACCUUAACUUUGGAAGACUUUCCAGCUGGAACCACAAACUUCAAUAACAUCAGACCAUUCAGUGCUGUGCCACUGCAGUUUCUUGUCAUAAUAGGAGUUGGGUCUGGUUCUUGCCAGGACACACCUGUUUUCACUGCUUCCACACCUCAAAAUGGUGAAUGCUCAGAGAUUCAGAUUGGGUCGGUAUACAAAGCAGUCAUUGAGGUGCGGCUUCCAAACGUUAGUAAACAUAUUGUCGAGAUAACCACAAGCUCUCCACUUGGAAUGCAACUGACACCAUUAAGCUUCAAUGGAGGCAUCUUCUUCAGGAAUGUCACGUGGUAUCCGAGUCAGAACCAAAUUGGGCAGCAGUUGUUCUGCUUUCAAGCUUUGGAUUCAGACGGAUUACAAAGUGAAUGGCGUUGUAUUACGAUCCUUGUGGGGCUAAGUAAUACACCUCAUGUUAUUUUGGGUACACAAAGGCCAAUUAGUCCCAUAAGUGAGAUUGGGACAGGACUAACAUGGUGGAGUAUUCAUUUUAACAGAGUGAUAAAGAAGCCUCGUAGCUCAGCAUUCAUCCGAUUGGUUCUGCAGUCAAAUGGUUUUACUGUCUUCAAAGUGAAUGCCCUCUCUGGUUACGUUAUUAUCGACAGUAACCGCACAGUACUGCAUUUUGCCACUCCUAAGGCUGCACUGAGCAUGAAUGGUUCAUAUGCAAUCUUGAUAGAUCCCGGUGCAGUAGUUGGGCAGGGCUGCUCGAAUGAUGGUCCACCAACACCUGGUAUAACCUCACCCAUAGACUGGGCCUUCCCCGUAGAUGGUGUCUGCCCUCUUGGUUAUGCUCUGGUUUCUCCAAGUUUUCAAAAGUGUGAGGAUAUAGACGAAUGCGGCGGACAUCAUCGAUCAAAACGUUCUUAUUGGUGGUUCAACGUGUUUUCCCAAAAUUCGGGUAACAAAUCUACCUCGUCUGCUACCAAGAUAUCACCUUCUCCAGCAACUGCCAUAUCUUCAAUGGCGUCAGUCAUGCUACCAGCUCUUUCAGAAUGCUAUAAUUACUCAUACCUGACAGAGGUAGAAAGAAGGAUGGGUUACUAUAACGGCUACUACGGAUAUUUCCGAUGUGACAACUUGUUACCGUUGGGAUGGUAUCGAUUUGGUGGUGCAGCGGGAACAGAGAUGCCUACGUCCUGUGUAGGAAAAAAUCGAUGUGGCACCCAUGCACCGGGUUGGUUGAAUGGCUCGCACCCGCGAGCAACUGAUGGAAUUGUCCAUGCUAAAGUGUGUUUCCAUUGGGGAUAUGAUUGUUGCUUGUGGUCUGCCAACAUUCGCGUUCGUAACUGUAGCGGUUUCUACGUGUACGAGCUUGGGCCCACGCCAACUUGUUACCUUCGUUAUUGUGGUAAUAGUGGAGCUCUUAACUCAACUAAUAUCACACAUACACUUUCCCAGUCUAUUGCCGCUGUUACCCCGGCUAUUCCUGCUCUUCACUCAACUAAUAUCGCACCUACACCCUCCCAGUCUAUUGCCGCUGUUACCCCGGCUAUUCCUGGUAAGUGAAGAGUGGUAGAAAUCAAAGCAUGUCCUUAUAACAUUUUAAGUGAAGGUCUUAAUUUGGAUGCGGCAUGGUAUGAGUUUCUGUGUAGUUUAAUUGGAGCCAGCUACAUAGCUCUCAUUUCAGAUUUAAACGAUUCCGCUGACUAAUAAAUCAACAUAAAAGAUGGUGUUACUCAGUGAAUGAGAUAGCAUAAUCGGCGAAAAAGAACUCCGAGCGCUCCGAAUAGGAGUCGAACGUACGACCUUCCGAUCAGUACUUCGGAUGCUCUACCAUACAUUGAGACUUGGGCGACUCGUGAUGGGCUAAGCCGUUUAACUAGGUCGAUGGUGGCAAACGUUUUGCAUAAUGCAAGAAUAGGAAUGUAGGAUGUGAUGCUUUUGCGCGAUGAUGAUGUAAAUGAAGAUGGUAAAUUAAUUUGAAACUUGGUUAUGUAAGUGAAAGAUGAGUCAAUACUUCUUUCAGGGCUUUAGGGCUGGGUCGCAUUACGGACAAUUUUCCCGAAAAUUGCUUACUCUAGGG
Messenger RNA from Pocillopora damicornis (cauliflower coral), 3096 nucleotides. RefSeq lists its product as uncharacterized. Lineage: Eukaryota; Metazoa; Cnidaria; Anthozoa; Scleractinia; Pocilloporidae. The record is from RefSeq and is a predicted model, not a curated record. Gene Ontology annotation, molecular function: calcium ion binding.